Molecule: messenger RNA, 1432 nt
Organism: Sturnus vulgaris (Common starling)
Lineage: Eukaryota; Metazoa; Chordata; Aves; Passeriformes; Sturnidae
Gene: FRRS1L
Product: ferric chelate reductase 1 like
Biological process (GO): regulation of postsynaptic membrane neurotransmitter receptor levels; regulation of glutamate receptor signaling pathway
Source: RefSeq, a predicted model, not a curated record
AUGGCGGAGCGGAGCCGCGGCUCUCGGCGGCGGCUGCUGCUGCUGCUGCUGCUGGCCGGCUCCGCCGCCAGCCCGGCGGAGGAGGGCGGCGGGCGGCGGGAGGCGGGCGGCGGAGAGCACGGCGAGGAGGCGGCGCGGCACCACGACUCCUCGUACGGCACCUUCGCCAGCGAGUUCUACGACCUGCGCUACCUCUCCGAGGAGGGUUACCCUUUCCCUACUGCUCCUCCUGUGGACCCAUUUGCAAAAAUCAGAGUUGAUGACUGUGGAAAAACCAAGGGAUGCUUCAGGUAUGGUAAGCCUGGGUGCAAUGCGGAGACUUGUGACUACUUUCUAAGUUACCGUAGAAUAGGAGCGGAUGUUGAAUUUGAGUUGAGUGCCGACACAGAUGGCUGGGUGGCAGUGGGAUUUUCCUCAGACAAGAAAAUGGGAGGAGAUGAUGUUAUGGCUUGUGUUCAUGAUGAUAAUGGAAGAGUGCGGAUACAUCACUUCUAUAAUGUUGGUCAAUGGGCUAAAGAAAUCCAGAGAAAUCCUGCUAGAGAUGAGGAAGGCGUUUUUGAAAACAAUCGUGUGACGUGUCGAUUCAAGCGUCCUGUGUAUGUUCCCCGAGAAGAAACCAUUGUAGAUUUGCACUUGAGUUGGUACUACCUGUUUGCUUGGGGUCCAGCAAUCCAGGGUUCUAUAACUCGUCACGAUAUAGACUCUCCACCCGUGUCGGAGCGUGUUGUCAGUAUUUACAAGUACGAAGAUAUUUUCAUGCCUUCGGCUGCCUAUCAGACCUUCUCUUCUCCAUUCUGCUUGCUCCUCAUUGUUGCACUGACCUUCUAUUUAUUGAUGGGAACCCCAUGACCAAUGGAAAAUAGCAAGAAUUUGGCAUUGGAAGUUUCUCAGGAUGGACGGCUAUAUGAAUGGACAAUGCAUUUUUCUAUUGGAAUUUAUAUCACAUCACCAUCCUCAUCUAGAUGCUUUUGAACAUAGCUUCUCAGAAGAGUGAAAUAACCAUCUCCCUUGAGUGGCAGAGUGGUGACAAAUCAUUUAAGAAUAAUCAGUGAACAAAUAGGAGAAUAUUUUCUGUGUUGUGACUACUUGCUUAAGAAAAAUGAGACUUUUGUAAAAUCUCUGUGUGUGUGUGUGUGUGUGUGUGUGUGUGUGUGUUUGGGAGGGGUGCCUGUAUGUGUGUUUAGGUCAAUUUAGUGAUGGACAUCUUAUCAAAUAACAAAAUUGCCUUUCAAAUUGCUACAAAAAAGCAAAUUUGGGAAAAUUCUGCAAUGCUGUUUGGUACUUCUAGAGCAGAGAGCACAACUCCAAGUGCAAUUUCUGAUCUUAAGAUCUGUAAACCAACACAGCAGUAUAAAACCUGCCCUUCAGUAGCAGACAGUUCUCCCAUUUUUUUUUUUUUAAUUUAUAUUUAUCAAAGUGUACUUGCUGUGGU